AUGUCGACAGUUGGAAAUUCGACAAACAUAUUUUGGCAAGAAUCACCUAUUGGGAAAACCGAAAGGCAGAAGUUGAUAAACCAGAAGGGCUGUGUGGUGUGGAUCACAGGGCUCAGUGGCUCAGGGAAAAGCACGUUGGCUUGCUCGCUAAGUAGAGAGCUAUACACCCGGGGAAAGUUAUCAUAUAUUCUUGAUGGUGAUAACCUUCGUCAUGGUUUGAACAAAGAUCUUGGUUUCAAGGCAGAGGACAGAGUUGAAAACAUACGCAGAGUCGGAGAAGUAGGCAAGCUCUUUGCGGAUGCUGGUUUGAUCUGUAUCGCAAGCCUCAUAUCUCCGUACAGAAAAGACCGUGACGCAUGCAGGGAAAUGAUGCAUGAUUCAUCUUUUGUCGAGGUUUACAUGAACAUGUCUCUACAACUGUGUGAAGCAAGAGACCCUAAAGGACUAUACAAGCUUGCACGUGCAGGAAAGAUCAAAGGUUUCACAGGAAUAGAUGACCCUUAUGAAUCUCCCUUGAAUUGUGAGAUAGAGCUGAAAGAGAAAGAAGGAGAGUGUCCUUCUCCUGUAGCUAUGGCUGAGGAACUUGUAACCCCGAGAGACUUCCUCGCGCCACCGUGCUCCGUUUCAUCUUCUGCAUCCCUCUCCUCCAGCUCCGCCGCGUCGCUUUCUCUCUCGGCUCCUACCUCUGCUUCGAUUCCGAUCGCAAUACUCACUCCGAUUAGCUUCUCGGCUCCGUUUCAACGUAUCGUCCAAUUUGCUCCGUCUCUUCGUGUUUUGUUAGUUACGUUUUCGACUUUGAUUUUGUAA
Molecule: messenger RNA, 807 nt
Organism: Microthlaspi erraticum
Lineage: Eukaryota; Viridiplantae; Streptophyta; Magnoliopsida; Brassicales; Brassicaceae
Source: the annotation of a GenBank genome assembly